CCGCACGGCGGCGCCGGGGGAUUUACCAAUGGAGAAGCAAUGGGGUUGCGGCUCGAUUUUUGGAGUUUUCGCCGUAAGACUGAGCCUAUUAAGCGGCGGCGGAAGCCGCCGGUACGGAUGUCAUUUACCACCGCCGAUCUUGUAGCAGAGAGCAAGAUACGGGAUUUGGAUUUGGACAGAAAAGAUCCUCGGUCGGUUGUGGCGGUCAUUUUGGGAGGUGGAGCAGGAACUCGUCUUUUUCCUCUCACGAAACAAAGGGCCAAACCAGCAGUUCCCAUAGGGGGGGCAUAUAGAUUGAUCGAUGUUCCAAUGAGCAAUUGUAUUAAUAGUGGAAUCAAUAAGGUGUAUAUUCUCACCCAAUUCAACUCUGCAUCACUUAAUAGACAUCUUUCGAGGGCAUACAAUUUCAGCAAUGGCAUAAGUUUUGGUGAUGGUUUUGUUGAGGUAUUGGCGGCCACUCAAACUCCAGGUGAGACAGGGAAGAGAUGGUUUCAAGGUACUGCUGAUGCUGUUCGUCAAUUUCAUUGGCUAUUUGAGGAUACCAAAGGGAGGGAAAUUGAGGAUGUGCUCAUCCUCUCCGGAGAUCAUCUUUACCGUAUGGACUAUAUGGACUUUGUUCAGAACCAUAGACAAAGCGGCGCAGAGAUUACAAUUUCCUGUGUUCCUAUGGAUGACAGCCGUGCAUCAGAUUUUGGUCUAAUGAAGAUAGACAGCAAAGGAAGGGUCAUUGCAUUCAGUGAAAAACCUAAAGGAGAAGACUUAAAAGCAAUGGAAGUUGAUACUUCUGUGCUUGGUUUGUCACAAGAAGAGGCAAAGAGGAAUCCAUACAUUGCUUCAAUGGGGAUUUAUGUGUUCAAGAAAGAGAUACUAUUAAAUCUUCUAAGAUGGCGUUUUCCCACUGCAAAUGACUUCGGCUCUGACAUAAUUCCAGCAUCAGCAAAAGAACUAUUUGUCAAGGCAUAUCUCUUUAAUGAUUAUUGGGAGGAUAUUGGGACACUCAAAUCUUUUUUUGAGGCAAAUCUCUCUCUUACUCGACAUCCUCCUAAGUUCUGCUUUUAUGAUGCAACGAAACCAAUAUAUACAUCACGAAGAAAUUUACCUCCAACAACAGUUGACAAUAGCAAGAUUGUUGAUUCUAUUGUAUCCCAUGGAAGUUUCUUGAGCAAUUGCUUGAUAGAACACAGUGUGGUCGGUAUCCGAUCCAGGAUAAACAGUAAUGUUCACUUGAAGAAUACCGUUAUGCUCGGCGCCGACUUCUAUGAAACUGAAGCAGAAAUAGCAGCAUUGCUUGUUGAAGGAAGAGUUCCUAUUGGAAUAGGAGAGAACACUAAGAUCAAGGAUUGCAUCAUAGAUAAAAAUGCAAGAAUCGGAAAGAAUGUGAUGAUUUCCAACUCCGAGGGCGUGCAAGAAGCAGACAGGACUGCUGAAGGGUUCUAUAUUCGCUCGGGUAUUACAGUUAUACUUAAGAAUUCAACAAUACCCGAUGGGUUUGUAAUAUGAGACUGAAAUAUUUACCAUUUGCAAAUAAUUGUAAAAUAUUUGUGGACAUAAAGGGCCAUUUCAUGAAUAAAUUUAUAUUGUUUG
Phalaenopsis equestris is the source of this 1584-nucleotide messenger RNA. Its product is annotated as glucose-1-phosphate adenylyltransferase large subunit 3, chloroplastic/amyloplastic. The record is from RefSeq and is a predicted model, not a curated record. Gene Ontology annotation, biological process: glycogen biosynthetic process. Gene Ontology annotation, molecular function: glucose-1-phosphate adenylyltransferase activity. NCBI's taxonomy places the organism in Eukaryota, Viridiplantae, Streptophyta, Magnoliopsida, Asparagales, Orchidaceae.